AUGUCAGUACAACAACAAUUAUACACAUUCUAUCUAUCUAUCUAUCUAUCUAUCUAUCUAUCUAUCUAUCUAUCUAUCUAUCUAUCUAUCUAUCAUCACUUAUGUCAGUACAACAACAAUUAUACACAUUCUAUCUAUCUAUCUAUCUAUCUAUCUAUCUAUCUAUCUAUCUAUCUAUCAUCACUUAUGUCAGUACAACAACAAUUAUACAAUUCUAUCUAUCUAAUCUAUCUAUCUAUCUAUCUAUCUAUUAUCUAUCUAUCUAUGUCAACUAAACUUAUUUUCAUUACAAAUAUAAGAAAUCUUUUUUCAUUAUAUUUUUAUUGCAUCACUUAUGUCAGUACAACAACAAUUAUACACAUUCUAUCUAUCUAUCUAUCUAUCUAUCUAUCUAUCUAUCUAUCUAUCUAUCUAUCAUCACUUAUGUCAGUACAACAACAAUUAUACACAUUCUAUCUAUCUAUCUAUCUAUCUAUCUAUCUAUCUAUCUAUCUAUCUAUCUAUCUAUCAUCACUUAUGUCAGUACAACAACAAUUAUAUUCAUCAUAUCUAUCUAUCUAUCUAUCUAUCUAUCUAUCUAUCUAUCUAUCUAUCUAUCUAUCAUCACUUAUGUCAGUACAACAACAAUUAUACACAUUCUAUCUAUCUAUCUAUCUAUCUAUCUAUCUAUCUAUCUAUCUAUCAUCACUUAUGUCAGUACAACAACAAUUAUACACAUUCUAUCUAUCUAUCUAUCUAUCUAUCUAUCUAUCUAUCUAUCUAUCUAUCUAUCUAUCUAUCAUCACUUAUGUCAGUACAACAACAAUUAUACACAUUCUAUCUAUCUAUCUAUCUAUCUAUCUAUCUAUCUAUCUAUCUAUCUAUCUAUCUAUCUAUCUAUCUAUCUAUCUAUCAUCACUUAUGUCAGUACAACAACAAUUAUACACAUUCUAUCUAUCUAUCUAUCUAUCUAUCUAUCUAUCUAUCUAUCUAUCUAUCUAUCUAUCUAUCUAUCAUCACUUAUGUCAGUACAACAACAAUUAUAACACAUUCUAUCUAUCUAUCUAUCUAUCUAUCUAUCUAUCUAUCUAUCUAUCUAUAUCUAUCUAUCUAUGUCUAACUAAACUUAUUUUGGAGUCACAUUACAAAUAUAAGAAAUCUUUUCAUUAUAUUUUUAUUGAUAUAGCAUCAUCUUAUGUCAGUACAACAACAAUUAUACACAUUCAUAUCUAUCUAUCUAUCUAUCUAUCCAUCUAUCUAUCUAUAUCUAUCUAUCUAUCUAUGUCUAAUCUUAUUUUAUUACAAAUCAUCACUUAUGUCAGUACAACAACAAUUAUACACAUUAUUCAUCUAUCAUCUAUCUAUCUAUCUAUCUAUCUAUCUAUCUAUCUAUCUAUAUAUCUAUCUAUCUCAUUCUAUCUAUCUAUCUAUCUAUACACAUUCAUCUAUGUCUAUCUAUCUAUCUAUCUAUCUAUCUAUCUAUGUCUAACUAAACUAUUUGGACAUCACUUAUGUCAGUACAACAACAAUUAUACAUUCUAUAUCUAUCUAUCUAUCUAUCUAUCUAUCUAUCUAUCUAUCUAUCUAUCUAUCUAUCUAUGUCUAACUAAACUUAUUUUGGAGUCACAUUACAAACAUAAGAAAUCUUUUCAUUAUAUUUUCAUUGAUAUAGCAUCACUUAUGUCAGUACAACAACAAUUAUACACUUAUUCUAUCUAUCUAUUCAUCUAUCUAUCUAUCUAUCUAUCUAUCUAUCUAUCUAUCUAUCUAUGUCUAACUAAACUUAUUUUGGACAUCACUUAUGUCAGUACAACAACAAUUAUACACAUUCUAUCUAUCUAUCUAUCUAUCUAUCUAUCUAUCUAUCUAUCUAUCUAUCUAUCAUCACUUAUGUCAGUACAACAACAAUUAUACACAUUCUAUCUAUCUAUCUAUCUAUCUAUCUAUCUAUCUAUCUAUCUAUCUAUCUAUCUAUCUAUCUAUCAUCAGUAUGUCAACAACAAUUAUACACAUUCUAUCUAUCUAUCUAUCUAUCUAUCUAUCUAUCUAUCUAUCUAUCUAUUUAUCUAUCUAUGUCUAACUAAACUUAUUUUGGAGUCACAUUACAAAUAUAAAUCUAUCUUUUUAUUAUUAUAUUUUAUUGAUAUAGCAUCACUUAUUUUGUCAGUACAACAACAAUUAUACACAUUCUAUCUAUCUAUCUAUCUAUCUAUAUCUAUCUAUCUAUCUAUCUAUCUAUCUAUCUAUCAAACUUAUGUCAGUACAACAACAAUUAUAACAUUCUAUCUAUCUAUUUAUCUAUUAUCUAUCUAUCUAUCUAUCUAUAUCUAUCUAUCACUACACAUUCAAAUAUAA
Messenger RNA from Acanthosepion pharaonis, 2334 nucleotides. The record is from the annotation of a GenBank genome assembly. NCBI's taxonomy places the organism in Eukaryota, Metazoa, Mollusca, Cephalopoda, Sepiida, Sepiidae.